Strongylus vulgaris is the source of this 1701-nucleotide messenger RNA. NCBI's taxonomy places the organism in Eukaryota, Metazoa, Nematoda, Chromadorea, Rhabditida, Strongylidae. The record is from the annotation of a GenBank genome assembly.
AUGCUUUGUUUCAGUGAAAGGGCUAUGCGAUUACUCGGAUUAAGCUGUUUGACCGAUCUCCUCCAGUGCCUUGUAGAUUGGUUUGAUGUAUGUGAAACAACAAAGGAUGCAAUGUAUCAAGGAAAAGCAGACGAAGACGAAGCAGCCGCAGAAUUGCCUUCUUCCCCUACUGUACAUAAAUUUAUUCAUCUUAAGCAAAAGAAGGAGCUCAUGGAACACGGGAUCAUGCUAUUCUCACGUAAACCGAAACAGGGACUAGCCUUUUUGCAAGAACAUGGUUUUGUUGGCACCGAGCCUAGUGAAAUUGCUGAAUUUUUGAUGAAAGAAGAACGACUUGAUAAAACUGUAGUGGGAGAUUUUCUUGGAGAUCCUGAUGAGUUUAACAAGCAAAUCAUGUACGCAUACGUAGAUGAUUUCGAUUUCUCAAGUCGCGAUUUUGUCUCAUCGCUGAGGAUAUUUUUGGAAAAAUUCCGAUUACCUGGUGAAGCUCAAAAAAUUGAUCGACUCAUGGAAAAGUUUGCUUCGCGGUAUUGUGAAUGCAAUCCAAGUCUGGGAUUGUUUGCUUCUGCGGACACUGCCUAUGUUCUUGCCUACUCCAUUAUCAUGCUUACCACUGAUCUGCAUAAUCAGUAUGUAAAUAUGAACCGCGGCAUUAACAACGGUGCUGAUUUGCCGCCAGAUGUGCUAUGUGCAAUCUACGAUGACAUUGCUGCUAACGAAAUUAAGAUGAAGGCUGGCGCUAGCAAACUUCUCAAAUCUAAAAAAGCCAACGUGGGAGAGAACGAAAAACAACGGCGGGCUUUAGCAAAUCUCGAACUGGUCGCAAUGUCGGAGACAGCCAGAUCAUUGAUGGAAAGUGCUAGCAAUGCUGCAGCAGAUUUUACGUCAGCUCAGCACCAGCAUCAUGUGCGACCCAUGUUCAAGAUAUGCUGGACACCGUGCUUAGCUGCGUUUAGUGUGGGUCUCCAGGCUUCUGAUGACGUAGAAGAAUGGUACCUGUGCAUUCGAGGUUUCCGACUAGGAGUACGUGCUGCUUGCGUUCUGAGGUCCAGACUAGAACGAAAUGCUUUCAUACAGGCCUUGGCGAGGUUUACUCUUCUUACCGCAAAAAAUGCUUUGGGAGAAAUGAAAGAGAAAAAUAUUGAGGCUAUUAAACUGCUUCUCGCUAUUGGCGAGGAAGACGGCGAUUAUCUCGAAGACAAUUGGGUCGACGUGAUUCGAUGUAUAAGCCAACUUGAGCUUGCGCAGUUGAUAGGAACAGGGUUAGGAACGGGAGCCAAAGAAGACAAGGAGAGCAGUCGGCAAUGUAAGGGAAGAGAUGCACAUUUAUUCUACACCUUUUUUGAAUUUUUCAAAAAAAAAGACAUUCCUUUGAUAGAUGUGAUGAAAAGCACGGGAGCUUUGGAUGAACGUACGCUUGCCACAUUACAAGGAGCCCUAGGAGAAACCAGUUCACAAGCCGUCGUAGUUGCUGUGGACAGAAUUUUCCAAGGAUCUUGUCGAUUGACAGCUGAUGCUAUUGUGUGCUUUGUACGAGCUCUUUGUGCCGUUUCCAAGGAGGAACUGAACCAACCGGCUGCCCCACGGAUGUUUUUGCUUGGAAAAUUGGUCGAGGUGGCUUUCUACAAUAUGGGACGUAUUCGGUUGGAAUGGCGGCGAGUAUGGGAAGUAGUUGGAGAACAUUUCAAUAUGGCAGGUUAG